Molecule: messenger RNA, 1905 nt
Organism: Pelodiscus sinensis (Chinese soft-shelled turtle)
Lineage: Eukaryota; Metazoa; Chordata; Testudines; Trionychidae
Source: RefSeq, a predicted model, not a curated record
CAUUUUCAGAUCUCUAUGGGUAUCCACAGCGGAGUAUACCUACUGGGAAAAUACGGGCAGAAGAAAAUAAAAGAAAUCCAAGAAAGAGAAGCAGCUGAAUAUAUUGCUCAAGCACGAAGGCAAUAUCAUUUUGAAAGUAAUCAGAGGACCUGCAAUAUGACAGUGCUGUCAAUGCUUCCAACACUGAAGGAUGCUCUAAUGCAUCAGUUGAAUUCUGAGAGCCUCACAUCUUUGCUGAAAAAUAGGCCACCAAACAAGUUAGAAAUAUGGGAGGAUUUAAAGAUAAUAAGUUUUACCAGAAGCAUUGUAGCUGUGUAUAGUACAUGUAUGCUUGUAGUUCUUCUGCGAGUCCAAUUAAAUAUUAUUGGUGGCUACAUCUACCUGGAUAAUGCAGCAGUCUGCAAAAACGGCACAAGUCGUUUUUCUGAGGAGCAGACAAGUGGAGAGGUCACUGGUUCCAACUCUGGAUUGUCCUCUUCAGGAGACUUCCUAUCUGAGCAAAAGACACCUCUUGCACCACCUGAAGUCCAACAGCAAUAUUUAUCAAGUAUUCAACACCUUCUAGGUGAUGGUCUGACUGCAUUAAUAACUGUAGUUAAACAAGCUGUGCAGAAAAUUUUUGGAAGUAUUUCUCUUAAACACGCUCUGUCUCUUUUGGAGUUGGAGCAAAAACUUAAAGAAAUCAGAACAUUGGUAGAACAGAAUACUGACUCAUCCCACUCAGAUAAGACUGGAUCUAGAUCUCUGUUGUGUCAUUAUAUGAUGCCAGAUGAAGAAAACCCAUUAGCCACCCAGGCUUGUGGACUUACAGAAAGAGAUGUUGCUACUAUUAAAUUACUUAAUGAAACCAGAGAUAUGUUGGAAAGCCCAGAUUUUAGUACAGUUUUGAGCACAUGUUUAAACAGAGGAUUCAGUCGACUAUUGGACAAUAUGGCAGAAUUCUUUAGACCUACUGAACAGGACGUAUGUCAGAGUGGCUCUAUAAAUAGUCUCUCCAGUGUCAGUCUUCCUUUGGCAAAGAUAAUACCCAUCAUAAAUGGACAGGUCCAUUCAGUGUGCAGUGAAACCCCUAGUCACUUUGUUCAGGACCUGUUGAUGAUGGAACAAAUGAAAGACUUUGCUGCUAAUGUGUAUGAAGCAUUUAGUACUCCUCAACAAUUAGAGAAGUGAACUGUGCAUCAGAAGAGACAGAUCAUGUAUUUAUAUAGUACAUCCCUUGUGAAUACCUGGUAGGAAUUUAAGGAUUUUGGUUAAUUUCCUAAUGGGGUAGGAUUACUAGUCUGUCAGAAAGAAUACACUUCUUGAAAUUCUCAAGUAUUUUCCUGGUUUUGUUUUUUAUAUUAUAGAAUCCUGCUUACAACACCUGAUUAAAAACUUGUUCUUGUUGGAAGAAUCACUGUUCACUAAGACUGUUUUGAAGGUUUGAUCUCUGUUUAACUAAUUUAGAACUACUUUUAUUGUAUACAAAAGGCCAAUAUUAAGAUAUCUACAGUUAAAACUGACUUGCUUCCGAUGUGGUGAAUUUGGAAGAAAUAAUCUCUACAUAAAACUCUAGAAACUGCAACAGUUAGUAAGCUGGGUGAAAUCAGGCGCAUCUCUCCCUUCCCCACAGAUUUAAAAAGAUCCUUCUUUCCUCAGUACUACAAAUGCCAUCCUAACGGAUUUAAUAUUUCAAAGGUGAAAAUAAAGUUCUCUGCCAAGUGAUGCAGGUGCCUGACCAAAGUUCUGGGUGCUUGCCUUCUGCUGAAGACUUAAAAUACAUUGAUUUUUAGAGGGUCUCUUGUGUUUAUGCUGUUGAUGAACAGCUAUCGCUGUACACAUUUGUUUGUAAAUAUUUUAUCAUACUUUGUAUUAAUUGAUCCCAGUACACUGUCUGUAUUGCAAUAAAGAAUUUUAAUGUAAAAU